Molecule: messenger RNA, 3285 nt
Organism: Suncus etruscus (white-toothed pygmy shrew)
Lineage: Eukaryota; Metazoa; Chordata; Mammalia; Eulipotyphla; Soricidae
Gene: ATP12A
Product: ATPase H+/K+ transporting non-gastric alpha2 subunit
Exons: 23
Coding region: 1-3285 (1094 amino acids)
Biological process (GO): sodium ion export across plasma membrane; intracellular potassium ion homeostasis; potassium ion import across plasma membrane
Cellular component (GO): membrane
Molecular function (GO): ATP binding; P-type sodium:potassium-exchanging transporter activity; ATP hydrolysis activity
Source: RefSeq, a predicted model, not a curated record
AUGGGACGGGUAAGUGAGCCUUCAGCACUCUCUCAUCUGGUCCCUGCACCCUGCCUCCCAAGGACUCCAGGAGCCUUUCGGGGGAAAUCUGGACACAACUUUGCACCUCUGAGGGACAGAAGGGGGCUCUGGAAAAGGGGGAGCUCUGAAGAAAGUUUAUCUUGGCUUCUCUUCCAGAAAACACCAGAAAUUUACUCCGUGGAACUCAAUGGUGCUAAAGACAUAGAGAAAUCAGACAAUGAGGGAGGCAAGGAGAGAUACAGGGGUUUGAAAAACUGCCUCGAACUCAGGAAGCAUCACCAGAAAGAAGAGAACAAGAAAGAGCUUGAUCUGGAUGACCACAGACUCAGCAAUAAGGAAUUGGAAACAAAAUACAGUACAAAUAUUACUACGGGUCUCUCAAGCACCAAAGCUGCUGAGCGCCUGGCUCAGGAUGGGCCCAAUGCCCUCACCCCUCCCAAGGAGACCCCAGAAAUCAUCAAGUUCCUGAAGCAAAUGGUGGGGGGCUUCUCUAUCCUUUUGUGGAUAGGAGCUAUCCUGUGUUGGAUUGCAUAUGGGAUUCAAUACGCCAAUGAUAAGUCUGCAUCCCUGGACAAUGUCUACCUGGGCUCAGUUCUGGCAUUAGUGGUUCUUCUUACUGGGAUAUUUGCUUACUAUCAAGAGGCAAAAAGCACCAAUAUCAUGGCCAGUUUCAGCAAAAUGAUUCCACAGCAAGCUCUUGUCAUUCGAGACUCAGAAAAGAAGACCAUCCCAGCAGAGCAGCUGGUGGUGGGAGACAUUGUGGAGGUCAAAGGAGGGGACCGUAUCCCAGCUGACAUCAGACUCCUGUCUGCUCAAGGGUGUAAGGUAGAUAACUCAUCUCUCACUGGGGAAUCUGAGCCCCAGUCCCGCUCCUGUGAGUUCACUCAUGACAGCCCCCUGGAAUCCAAGAAUAUUGGCUUCUAUUCCACCACCUGUCUGGAAGGCACUGCAACAGGCAUGGUCAUCAAAACAGGUGACCGUACCAUCAUUGGGCAGAUUGCCUCCCUUGCUUCAGGAGUGGGAAAUGAGAAGACCCCCAUUGCCAUUGAGAUUGAGCACUUUGUUCAUAUGGUGGCAGGAGUUGCCAUCUCCAUUGGCUUCCUCUUCUUCAUCAUCGCAGUAUCAAUGAAGUAUCGGGUUUUGGACUCCAUCAUCUUUCUCAUUGGUAUCAUUGUGGCCAAUGUGCCUGAGGGUCUCCUGGCCACUGUCACUGUGACUCUCUCUCUGACAGCCAAACGAAUGGCCAAGAAGAAUUGUCUUGUGAAGAAUCUGGAGGCAGUAGAGACUCUGGGUUCCACCUCUGUCAUUUGCUCAGAUAAGACCGGUACUCUGACCCAGAACAGGAUGACUGUGGCCCAUCUUUGGUUUGACCAUCAGAUAUUUGUGGCUGACACCAGUGAAGAUCAUUCCAAUCAAGUUUUUGAUCAAAGCUCCAGAACCUGGGCCUCCUUAUCAAAGAUCAUAACAUUGUGUAACCGAGCUGAGUUCAAGCCAGGACAAGAAAGUGUCCCCAUCAUGAAGAAAACUGUGGUUGGAGAUGCCUCUGAAACGGCUCUUUUGAAAUUCUCAGAAGUCAUUUUGGGUGAUGUGAUGGAAAUAAGAAAAAGAAAUAGAAAAGUAGCUGAAAUUCCGUUUAACUCAACCAACAAAUUUCAGCUCUCUAUCCAUGAAACAGAUGACCCCAAUGACCGGCGCUUUCUCCUGGUGAUGAAAGGGGCACCUGAGCGGAUCUUAGAGAAAUGCAGCACCAUCAUGGUCAAUGGCAAGGAGCAGCCUCUGGACCAGAGCACUGCUGAGGCCUUCCACACUGCCUACAUGGAAUUAGGGGGCAUGGGGGAGCGUGUGCUUGGAUUUUGUCAUCUCUACCUACCACUUGAUGAGUUUCCAGAAACCUAUUCAUUUGAUGUAGACACCAUGAACUUUCCAACUUCCAACCUGUGUUUUGUGGGACUCUUGUCAAUGAUUGACCCUCCACGAUCCACUGUCCCUGAUGCAGUCACCAAGUGCCGAAGUGCAGGGAUCAAGGUUAUUAUGGUUACAGGUGAUCAUCCAAUCACAGCCAAAGCCAUUGCCAAGAGUGUAGGCAUCAUUUCAGCCAACAGUGAGACAGUGGAAGACAUUGCAAAACGCCUCAACAUUGCUGUGGAGCAAGUAAACAAGCGAGAUGCCAAAGCUGCUGUGGUAACUGGAACUGAGUUGAAGGACAUGAGCCCAGAGCAACUGGAUGAACUCCUAACUAACUACUCAGAGAUUGUUUUUGCCAGGACAUCCCCCCAGCAGAAGCUGAUCAUUGUGGAGGGCUGUCAGAGGCAGGAUUCGGUUGUUGCAGUGACAGGUGACGGAGUGAAUGAUUCCCCAGCUCUGAAGAAGGCAGACAUAGGAAUUGCCAUGGGGAUAGCAGGUUCAGAUGCUGCCAAAAAUGCAGCUGACAUGGUCUUGCUGGAUGACAACUUUGCGUCCAUAGUCACAGGGGUGGAAGAAGGUCGCCUGAUCUUUGACAACUUAAAGAAGACUAUUGCUUACACACUGACCAAGAAUAUUGCUGAGCUGUGUCCCUUCCUUAUCUACAUCACAGCUGGGCUGCCCCUGCCCAUUGGCACCAUCACCAUCCUUUUCAUUGAUCUAGGCACAGAUAUUAUUCCCUCCAUUGCGUUGGCUUACGAGAAAGCAGAAAGUGACAUCAUGAACAGGAAGCCUCGUCACAAGAAGAGGGACAGACUUGUUAAUAAGCCACUUGCCAUUUACUCUUACCUACACAUAGGUCUCAUGCAAGCCCUGGGAGCCUUUGUAGUAUAUUUCACUGUCUACGCACAGGAAGGCUUCUGGCCCAGUUCCCUCCUUCACUUGCGGGUAGAGUGGGAGAAGGACCAUGUGAAUGAUUUGGAAGACAGCUAUGGACAAGAAUGGACAAGGUACCAAAGGAAAUACCUAGAAUGGACAGGUUACACUGCUUUCUUUGUUGGCAUCAUGAUUCAGCAAAUAGCCGAUCUGAUCAUCAGAAAAACUCGGAGAAAUUCCAUCUUCCAGCAGGGCCUCUUCAGAAAUAAAGUCAUCUGGGUAGGGAUUGCCUCUCAAAUCAUCAUUGCCUUGAUCCUAUCCUAUGGCCUGGGAAGCAUCAAUGCCCUCAAUUUCACCAUGCUCAGGCCUCAGUACUGGUUUGUGGCUGUGCCACAUGCCACCCUGAUUUGGGUGUAUGAUGAAGUGCGAAAACUUUUCAUUAGACUCUACCCAGGAAGCUGGUGGGACAAGAAUAUGUAUUAUUAA